AUGGAACAAGAAGGCUAUAAAAAGCUUUCUGGGCGUAUCGAACACCUAGAAGAGGAAACAAACCUCUCUACGGAAUGCGCCCAGCUACCCAAUUAUGCCGCGUAUCUACAGGCAUCUAUAUCUAUGGGAAUUUAUAGCGCCCGACGAGGCCACCGUUUUCAUCAACUAACGGCUCGCACCAUCGAGAGUAAACCUCGCCUGUCUAAGGAAGAGGUCGAAAUCCUCGAGGCCGAGUUUCAAAAGAACCACAAGCCUGGCAGCAGCACCAAGAAAGCACUUGCAGAGUCUAUGAGAGUCGACAAUGCCCGAAUUAAUAACUGGUUUCAGAACCGGCGUGCAAGAGAGAAGAAGGAGAAGAAGACCUAUGAAUAUGCCGCCAGGCAAAAACUCGAAAAUGAGAAGGUGGCUGAGGCGGCAAUCAAAACCACGAGCGAGGUUGCAACUGAGGCCGAAAAUUGGUCUCUGUCACACCCAACAGGCUCCACGGGCCUCACUUCCAAGUCAGGUGGACCGGUUCGAAAUGAAGAUGCGACAAAGACUGCCAUCAGGGGUGCUGAAGCCAUUGACGAAGCGAGCGACGACAGCAAUAAACUGUCAGAUACUGGCGACGGUGAAGAAUUAGCCAAGCCCGAAGAAACCGGUCAGUGUUUCACCGCUGAACUGCCACUCAAGCUGUUGGAAGAGAUCCCCUCCAGGUUCCCGCAGUCCGAGGGUGAGGACCAUGGCACUCAAAGGAUACAUGAAAGUAAACUCUCAGAAUCAACUGCAGAGAGUAGCGCGACCCUCACGACCUUGCCCAUGGACCUACAAAGCGCGCAGCCGGGAUCCAAAGAACCCGCUGCCCUUAUAGGCGAAGAGAGCCACACGGCCGAGCAGCCACUUCUCAGCCUCAAACCCCGAGAAGUUGGCAGCUUCUCAUGGCUAAUGUCUUGGGCGAGAAAGCUGUCGAGGCCUAAGUUGAAGACAGGAUUCCGUCGGAUCGAAUGGAAAUGUGACUGUGGAUCGGAUCUGUACGCUGAUUUUCCAGAAUGCGAGGGGGUCGAGCUCGACAAGUUGGAAAUCUUAUUGCAGAGCUCUGGAUCAGAUACUAUCCCGACGGCCGGCGUUCAACCCGAAUCUCUCAAUACUUUCGGCCAUGUUACCUUGGACGAUACCUCGAAGCAGCAGAAAUGCACCACGUCAGCCAACUCCCCGACGAAGGGAGACCUGAACACCGUGGCAGAUGCCAAUUCGCACACCGAGCCGACUCCAGUAGAAAGGCCGCCCCCAAAGUUCCUCGCCCUAUGCGUUAAUACAGGGGGUAACUACAGCACAUUGACGGAGAUUGACACAGCGCAAUUCCAGUGUGACACAAGCGCUUUCCUUGCCCUGAAGGAUGAGUAUUUGAGGAUACGAGGCCAACGCGCCCGCUUCUGGUUCUUAAUCAAGCCAACUACGGUCGACUUUGUGCAGUUUACACUCUGGAAUCUACGACACGGCUACAUCUCCGUCUGCAGCCGGCCUCAGUCCAUACCACCGCACGAUUCCAGGGAGUACGAGUACGCCCCGAAGCCAUUGAGAAACCCCCCUCCAAUGCCGCCAGAGGUCUUCAUCCACUUUCUCAAUCAUAACGAGGACGAUCAUCAACCUGGGAAACGCAUCUGGCUACCUCGUCUACCGAAGCGGCUUAGUAAACGGGUGAUCGACUGCGAUGAAGGGUGCGAGGGAUGGGGGAUUCAUGUCAUCGAAGGGCCGAACCGUGGAAUGAUCUUCUUAGUUAUGAUCCUGACGAUAUUCGGAAGCGUCCUUGCAACCAUCUUAUGGUCGGCUAUACGGGGUGAUAUACCAGGGGGAUCUACCUUGGGUGCCUUUAUUGUUGCUCUACCGGCGGCGAUCCUGACUGCGUUUCUGUUGAAGUUAGAUGCAGUUUAA
Molecule: messenger RNA, 1911 nt
Organism: Fusarium tjaetaba
Lineage: Eukaryota; Fungi; Ascomycota; Sordariomycetes; Hypocreales; Nectriaceae
Exons: 4
Coding region: 1-1911 (636 amino acids)
Biological process (GO): regulation of transcription by RNA polymerase II
Cellular component (GO): RSC-type complex; nucleus
Molecular function (GO): DNA binding; DNA-binding transcription factor activity, RNA polymerase II-specific
Source: RefSeq, a predicted model, not a curated record